AUGUCUUACUCGUCUGUUGCAGUGCGUUAUUUCACAGCUCCCAAGCCGCUAGGGAAAGCCAUGGAGCCUGCUCGAUCCCAACCGUCUUCAACGCCCUUGACAGUGAAUGGGUCGGCCAAACAGGGAUUAACGUUUGCCAACCAAGACUCCCUCCCCAAGCUGCCUAUUCCCGAGCUGGAGCAGACUUGCCAGAAGUAUCUCGAAGCCUUGGCCCCGUUGCAGGCACCUAGGGAGCAAGACGAGACGAAAGCAGCUGUCCAAGACUUCCUCCGGUCAGAAGGACCCGUUCUUCAGGAGAAGCUCAAGAACUAUGCUUCAUCAAAGACAAGUUACAUAGAGCAAUUCUGGUACGAUUCAUACUUGAAUUAUGAUAGCCCUGUUGUUCUGAACCUCAACCCUUUCUUUCUGCUGGAAGAUGACCCCACCCCUGCGAGAAACAACCAAGUGACGCGGGCAGCUUCGCUUGUCGUCUCUGCUCUGUCCUUCGUCCGAGCCGUCAGGCGGGAGGAGCUGCCCCCAGACACUGUCCGAGGUACUCCUUUGUGCAUGUAUCAGUACUCUCGUUUGUUCGGAACAGCGCGCGUGCCCACCGAUAAUGGAUGUGUCAUCAGUCAAGAUCCUCAUGCAAAGCAUAUUGUUGUCAUGUGUCGUGGCCAGUUUUACUGGUUCGAUGCCCUGGAUGAGAACAAUGACCUGAUCAUGAACGAGAAGGAUAUCGCUGUCAACCUUCAGGUCAUCAUCGGCGAUGCGGAGCAGACUCCUAUCCAGGACGCUGCGAAGGGGGCCCUUGGUGUGCUGAGUACCGAGAAUCGUAAGGUCUGGUCGGGUCUGAGGGAUAUUCUCACCAAGGACGAAGGCUCAAACAACGCGGAGUGUCUGAACAUUGUCGAUACCGCGCUCUUUGUUCUCUGCCUGGACUACACGGAACCACACAACACCUCCGAGCUUUGCGCGAACAUGCUCUGCGGAACAAGUGAGGUCAUUAGAGGGGUCCAAGUUGGCACAUGUACGAACCGUUGGUAUGACAAACUGCAAAUUAUCGUUUGUAAGAACGGUAGCGCGGGCAUCAACUUUGAGCAUACCGGCGUUGACGGACACACGGUGCUUCGAUUUGCCAGCGAUGUUUACACUGACACAAUUCUCCGCUUCGCCCGCACCAUCAACGGCCAAGCACCUAGCCUGUGGGCAACAUCGAGCCCGGAUCCUGCUAAGCGUGACCCUCGGAGUUUUGGUAACGUCAGCACAACUCCGCGCAAGUUGGAGUGGGACAUGGUACCCGAGCUCAGCAUUGCCUUACGAUUUGCAGAGUCGCACCUGUCUGAUCUCCUUAAACAGCAUGAGUUCCAAGUGCUGGACUUUACUGGAUUUGGCAAGAAUUUUAUCACCUCCAUGGGGUUCUCACCCGAUGCGUUUGUACAGAUGGCGUUCCAGGCAGCAUACUACGGGCUUUAUGGGCGACUGGAGAAUACCUACGAGCCAGCCAUGACCAAGUCCUUCCUGCACGGCCGAACAGAGGCCAUUCGGACGGUUACCAGCGAAUGUGCUGAUUUUGUCACAACCUUCUGGGGGGAGAACCCGGCGGAGCAGAAGGUGAAUGCGCUUCGGAAAGCAACAGAGAAACACACGGCCAUUACGAAGGAAUGCUCUAAGGGUCAGGGACAAGACCGACACCUCUACGCACUGUACUGUCUCUGGCAGCGAUCCUUUGAUGACGGGGCGUCGUCGGCCAGUAACAGUGUCUCAGAAGGCACCAAUGGCUAUACCAGCCCUGUAGAUGGCGAGUCGAUCUCAUCGCCGAAAUCUUCUGGCCCGAUGUCAGAAGAUGGGCUUUCGUCGACCGGCUACAGCAUUCGUGGCGUGCGCACCAUGCCGGCCAUCUUCAGUGAUGCUGGUUGGGACAAGAUCAACACCACGGUGCUGUCGACUUCAAACUGCGGGAACCCGUGCUUACGCCAUUUCGGAUUCGGACCGACUUCCGCGGAUGGCUUCGGAAUUGGCUACAUAAUCAAGGAUGACACGAUCUCGUUCUGUGCCUCCUCAAAGCAUCGCCAGACCCAACGAUUGAUGUACACACUGGAGUCUUAUCUGCUCGAAAUCCGGAAGCUGCUGCGUGCCAUCAACCAGCGACCGGCGAGUCCGCGCACAAGCCGGGCCCGCGAGAUGGAGAUGAUCGCCGAGCGGCUCCAGAGUGAUCACCGCCGGGGCCGGAUCGUCCGGAGCGACGCGAGCCAUCGGGGAGCCGAGACGCCCACAACGGACAGCGGAGAAAUAGAGGAUGAUGGCAUGGGCGGAUAUGGGUUCUUCGAUGCCGGGAUGUUGCUUCAUGCACUGAAGGGGAUCAAUGCAGACCGGGAGCGUGGCACGGACAAGCCGGAGAAACGGCGAUUUGUCGGAAAGAAGCUGCGGCUGAAUGACUAUUGA
This is a messenger RNA of Aspergillus fijiensis CBS 313.89, 2421 nucleotides long. Its product is annotated as choline/carnitine O-acyltransferase. The transcript is spliced from 4 exons. Gene Ontology annotation, molecular function: carnitine O-acetyltransferase activity. Gene Ontology annotation, biological process: carnitine metabolic process. Bases 1 to 2421 code for a protein of 806 amino acids. The record is from RefSeq and is a predicted model, not a curated record. Gene Ontology annotation, cellular component: mitochondrion. Lineage: Eukaryota; Fungi; Ascomycota; Eurotiomycetes; Eurotiales; Aspergillaceae.